Molecule: messenger RNA, 2184 nt
Organism: Salpingoeca rosetta
Lineage: Eukaryota; Choanoflagellata; Craspedida; Salpingoecidae
Exons: 13
Coding region: 1-2184 (727 amino acids)
Molecular function (GO): NAD+ poly-ADP-ribosyltransferase activity; protein binding
Source: RefSeq, a predicted model, not a curated record
AUGCCCUUCACGCUCAACCUCAACUCCUUUGGCUCCUUCAACCACGGAAAGCGGGGGCAUGUGACGUGGCUGCGGCCCGAGCCGAGCAGUGCCAUUGAAUCGCUGCACGCAGCAAUGGUCGAUACCCUCUCCCAUAUGGGCAGGUGGUCGAGGAUGAAGCAGCCGCACAUGACAGUGGCGCGGUCACAGCCAGCGCCCCUCACGCAAGAGCUGCAGCAGCACUGGACACCAAUCCAGUUUGAGGUGGAUCGCGUGUAUCUGCUGCAGCGCACCAGCAGCAAGAGCCCGAUGCAAGUCGUUGGCGAAAUCCAGCUGGGCCGUGACAGUGGAAGUGAUGAUGACGGCGAUGGUGGUGGUGACAGUGCACAGCAGGAGCAGCAGCAACGCCGCGGUGAUGAUGACGCAACUAACAGCGCUCUUCGCAGCCUCCUGCAGGCGUUGAAUGCAUCCGUGCGAAGAGGAGUCAUCACCCGCUCUCGAAUGGUGCAGCUCAGACGGGCGCUGCUGCCGCCGCCACUCGCCGUUGCGGAGAAUGACCGCCCGUCUGUGGAGGAGGAGAUUGAGUUCGCUGCGCGUGUGUUUGAGUCUGAUGGCGUGGAGGUGCAGGACGGCACCACCGUCAUUAUUACCGUCGAUGGCAGCGACGAUGGUGUUCAGGCAGUUGUGGACAUUUCCAUCGCAUUUGACGAUAACCAUCCCAACGUCACUCCACGCGUCACCAUCCACAGCGCACAGAACCUCACGGCUGCCCAGCAGGCCGUGCUGGCGCUUGUGCUGAACACACACACGGAGCACUGGUUCAACACACCGCUGCACCCGUUCGCCCCCGAGCAGUUUUUCGUGUUCAGCGUGUUUAACACAGCAGCGCACUUCCUCCGUGACGAGCAGAGCCGUCUUGGCACAGUGCGAGCCGUCCACUCUGGCGGUAAGCCCUCCGUGACAGUCAACAACACCACCACCAACUACAACCACCUGCUCGAAUGGAGAGACGUGAACACGAGCACCAAGCAGCAGCUUGGGACACUCUCUGUCCGGGAAUUGGACACGCUCGUCUAUCGCGCUCUGCUCAAGCACAUGCACACGACGUUGCGCAAGCCCACACGUGAAGGUGGACGCCAGCGCCGGUAUUCCGCUCGCCUGACACAUGUCGAAAACGUCCUACACCCAACGUUGCUUGAGCGCUACAAUGAGGCCGUGGCCAGGCUCCUUGACACGGGGGCUGUCCACGACAGGUCGAACGCACAUGCAGACGAGUAUCCAGAGGAAAUCAAGACGCUGUUGCCGCGGUUGGCGUUCCAUGGUACGUGCGAGCGAAAUGUUGCCGAGAGCAUUGCAAAUCAGGGACUUGUCGCUCCCGGGGACUUUGACGACAGCGGACGCUACAUCGGCAUGAAGACAGGUGCCCUGUACGGUUCCGGCAGCUACGUGUCGCCCAAUCUGCUGAAGAGUCACUGGUAUUCGUACCAGGACGCACGUGGACACGCGCAGAUGCUGGUUGGCCUGGCCAUCCCUGGCCGCUGUCGUCAGUUCACCGCCGAUUCCAUUUCCCAAAUCAGACGUGACGGACUCGAAAUCCACGAUCUUGAGUGCGACAGUCACACGGACCCGUCAAAGGAGGAGCUGAUUCUGUACACAUCCGACCUCUUCCUCCCUGUUCUCCUCAUCGAAUACGCACUCACGGAUGAGCAAGUCAACCCACCCUCUGCCCCAGCCCUCAAAGGGUCUGUGGAAGCACUCGACGAUGUGCAGCAGUUUGCUGUCGCCCAUCUCCUCUCCCUCCCACCGUCAUCAUCGUCAUCAUCACCAUCAUCAUUGUCAUCAUCGUCGAUGCCGGCGCACGGCGAGCCAUCAGCGGCCAAGCAGCAGAAGCAGCAGAAGAAGAAGAAGCACGGAGGCAGCGCAGAUGGCGAGAAGGGUGAAGUGAAAGGUGAGUGGAACAAGUUGAUGGCGGCACUGGGUCCGCGGACGAAGCAAACACUGCAGCUGCAGCUCACACAGGAGCACUGGCUGCUCGAGCUGCGCCCCGCACUCUUCCAGCCCGCCACCAUGCCGCUCCAUGGUGGCGGCGGCGGCGGCGGUGCUCACCACCACAUGGUGUUGUGUCUGGCCCGUUUUCCGGACAUCAAGGGCAGCAUGCUUUCGGACCUUGCAUCCGGCGUGGAGCUCCUCAUUCGGUAUCGGUGA